Molecule: messenger RNA, 457 nt
Organism: Oncorhynchus masou masou (cherry salmon)
Lineage: Eukaryota; Metazoa; Chordata; Actinopteri; Salmoniformes; Salmonidae
Product: E3 ubiquitin-protein ligase rnf213-alpha-like
Exons: 3
Coding region: 201-434 (77 amino acids)
Source: RefSeq, a predicted model, not a curated record
GGUGUUGUCCUCAGGCCCUGGGCAGAUACUAUCUGAAGCAUGGCUAACCUCAGGUGUUGUCCUCAGGCCCUGGGCAGAUACUAUCUGAGAAGCAUGGCUAACCUCACGUCUUCUUCUAUUGUCCUCAGGCCCUGGGCAGAUACUAUCUGAAGCACUGUUUGGCACUGUGGCAGCUCCUGACAUCACUCAAAUCAGAAAACAUGCUGUGGCUCAAGAGGGACCCAUUUGAAGGGAUCUCAGAAGAGUACAGGAAGGCCCUGGGAGAGGAUGAGCACAAGCUGCUCACUGGGUUCUUUAAUAAAAGCAGUGCUGAUUCCAUCCUGCUGGAGAUGCACGAGUUCCUGACCCUGGUCCUGAAGGGUCCCCGCGCAUCUGACACCUACAGGCCUGACUGGGGUCUGAAAGACACACUUGUAGCAUACAUGGAGGCGUAAGAACCUGGAUAUCCCACCUGACG